Messenger RNA from Cannabis sativa, 1566 nucleotides. RefSeq lists its product as uncharacterized. The coding region runs from base 288 to 683 and encodes 131 amino acids. NCBI's taxonomy places the organism in Eukaryota, Viridiplantae, Streptophyta, Magnoliopsida, Rosales, Cannabaceae. The record is from RefSeq and is a predicted model, not a curated record. The transcript has 2 exons.
UUUUAUUUUGUUUUUAAGUUGUUAUGUAGUUUUUUUUUAGUUGUUGAAGUAUUUCACAAAAAAUAACUUCACUUUUUUUCCAUUUUCUUUUUCCUUUAUUUUCUGUAUCAAGAAUUUCGUUGAUUUCAAUGACGGGCCUACUCAAAUAGAUGUUGAGGCUACUGUUCAGUCCGGUGUAAAAGCAGUUGAGAUUAUGGUAAUGUUGCUUUUGUGUUGUUUUUUGGUUGUGUAAAGGUUGUUAUUUUUUACCCAUGCUCUAAUUACUUUUUAAUACCAUAUAUAAACAGAUGUCUUCAGAUGGAAUUGGUGGUGAUCCUUGUAAACAGAUUUCAGUUUCUGAAAAUGUUGAGGUUACGGAUCGUCGUCUUGUUUGUUUUGAGAUGGGUGCAACAGGUCUCAAUGUUGAUUCUAACAUUGAACUUGAAGAUGACCCAAUUCCCGUUGAAGAAACUCCUCUUGUUGACAAGAGGAAAUCUAAGAAACCCAUAGCGCUGACGUCUCCGUUUAUGGAGUAUGACUCUUCCAUUUCUAGUUCUAAAGAUGGUUCUGGUUAUGGAGUUGUUAAGUAUGUGGCUGGGUUGUGUCCUCUCGAUGAUAAGAUUGGUGAAGAUGUAGAACAUAAAGACGAGAAUGAUUUUGACUUGUGGCUUGGUGAAGGACGCCGAUCGAAGAAAGAUCCGUAAGUGUUUAUUUUCAGCAUUUUUGUUGUGUUUUUGUAUUUUUUGUUUUUUACUUUACUAUUUAUGUUUCAUUUUUUUUUUUAAUGUUAGGCAUGACAAGGACAAGGUUUACUUGAAGGGUAAGGAUAAGAUUGUUCCCCCUUUUCGUUUUGGCGUGGAAGAUGUUGCAACCAAGAUGUGGUUCCACAAGCUUGCAUAUCCUGGCCAAUGUUUAACUAAUUCUGUAAGUUAAUUUAUUUUUUCUUUUGAUUUUUUUCAAAAAUUUCAGUCUAUAGUUUUAUUCAGGUUGUUUGUUGGUUGUUUUUUAGUUGUUGAAAUAUAAUUCAUUUUCUGAUUUUCGAACAUUUCUCAUUUUUUAUUGUUUAGCAUCUGGACAUCAUUUUUUACUAUCUACGUAAAAAAGGAAAGUAUGCAAAGGAGCCAAAGGUUAAGUUCACAACCACCGAUUGCUUAUUCUUCAAAACCAUUCAUGCUUUGUAUGAAAAAUUUAUUGCACAGAAAAAAAAUCUUUCUUUGAUAACUGCCCAGCAUGCCAUUGCUGAUUAUAUAAGAGGUAGAAAAAUGUUAUGUGGUUCCCCUUGGCAUUUGUGCGAUCAUGUUUUGUUUAUCAUCCAUAUGGAGACUGAAUCACAUUGGAUUCUUGGUCGAUUGAAUAUUGAGGAAAGGCGUAUGUACAUGUACAACUCCUUGUCGACUGCUAUGAAAGAUAGUGCUGCUAUCAAAGCUUGUCAGCCAUUUGCGGUGUUGUUGCCCCACUUUUUUACUUUGUUUGAUGAGUUCAAAAAGGAAAACAAACCGGUUUGUUUAGACCCUUUCGAAGUUGUUAAGGUUGAUGGUUUGCCUCAACAAACCUCGAAGUAAGUUGUUUUUAUUUUUUAUUUUCAAA